AUGCGUGAAAAUACCCCGCCACGAUCGCCAAUGGAUGAACAUUUGCUGGAGCAUGAGGAUGAGGAAGAAGUGAUUUUACUUGGUGACGCUGAUGAAGUGCUCGACGCUUGGGAGGCAGAAUCAAAUCUUGACGAAGACGACGAAGAAGAAGCGAAAGAGGGUGACGAAGGUGCGGUUUCCUUCAGAACGUGCGAUCGGGAUGAUGCGAAGCUAACAUUCACAAAGCAUACCGCCACCGUGUUCUGUGGAGCACUUCAUCCAACGGAAGAUCUGGCGGUAACUGGCGGCGAGGACGAUAAGGCGUACGUGUGGAACAUUCGCACCGGCGAGGUACAAUUCGAGGUGACGAAUCAUACCGAUUCAGUGGUGGCUGUCGGAUUUAGCUACGACGGUGUGUUUGUCGCCUCCGCCGACAUAGCCGGUUACAUUCAGGUGUUUAAAGUGCAGCAAAACUAUCGCAAAGUAUGGGAAUUCAAUGUGGGCGACUUGUGCUGGAUGCGAUGGCACAACGCCGCACAUGUGCUGCUGGCGGGAUGUGAUUCGGGUGAGGUGUACGUCUGGCGUAUACCGUCUGGUGAUUGUAAAGUACUGCCGGGGCAGGAUCACAAAACGGAAGCGGCAGAACUGACACAUGAUGGAAAAAAGCUUGCAGUUGGGUAUGGCAAUGGACACUUUAAGCUGUGGGAUUUGAAAUCGGGCACAACAGUCAUGGAAGUGGAUGCUACCGUUGGACACAAGGCGAACAUAAUUACGCUAUCAAUCGAUCAGGAAAAUCAACUGUUUGUAACCGGAGCGGAAGAUGGUAGUUCGUACGUUAUGGGAACGAACGGUGUGCUGGGAAUGCUAACAGGACCGAACGAUGCACUGCUGGAGGCAGUGCUGGUUGAUUAUCCUGGAUUUGAAAUCAAAGUCGCUGCAACCGGUACGCUACAGGGCAAGGUUACGAUCUGGGACGUGGCAAGACAGACAAAACGGGUCGAGUGUGUGGAUGAAGAACCUACCGGUAUUACAAGGAUGGUCUGGUUAAAAGAUCAUGCAAUAUGCGCUGGUACGCUUGGCGGUUUGAUCAAGGCCUGGGAUUUCCGGAGCGGUGCGAAACGAUUCACUCUCGACGGCCAUACGAACGACAUCCAGGAUGUUGUGUACGAUAGGGUGCGAAACAUUAUCCUCUCCACAUCGGAAGAUUUUACGGCAAAGAUAUUCGAAGUGCCUGCAAGUCAAUAG
Anopheles marshallii is the source of this 1224-nucleotide messenger RNA. Its product is annotated as angio-associated migratory cell protein. The transcript is spliced from 3 exons. The record is from RefSeq and is a predicted model, not a curated record. Lineage: Eukaryota; Metazoa; Arthropoda; Insecta; Diptera; Culicidae. The coding region runs from base 1 to 1224 and encodes 407 amino acids. Gene Ontology annotation, molecular function: protein binding.